Messenger RNA from Hordeum vulgare subsp. vulgare (domesticated barley), 2250 nucleotides. RefSeq names its product probable galacturonosyltransferase 15. The record is from RefSeq and is a predicted model, not a curated record. The coding region runs from base 334 to 1941 and encodes 535 amino acids. Lineage: Eukaryota; Viridiplantae; Streptophyta; Magnoliopsida; Poales; Poaceae. Gene Ontology annotation, molecular function: polygalacturonate 4-alpha-galacturonosyltransferase activity. The transcript has 6 exons.
UCAGCCACUGUCGGUGGCCUCCCUCACAUCUCAUUUCAUUUCAUUUCAAGUCGCUCCCUCCCUCUCUUCCCCCGUCCGCCAGAUCCCGUCGCCCCUCCCGCGCUGCUCUACAGUUUCCCAUACACUACUGUACUAUAGCUCGCUUGGUUCGCCGCCUCCCUCACUCUCACUGGCAAGCACGUCCCGCUCUCUCACGACUGAUGCCUAUAACUCCCCGCGCCACGCACCUUUCCUCCCCCCUCCCCGCGUUCCCACACCGCCACGCGCUGUUCCUCGACCCGGAGCGUGGGCUCGUCUCGUGUAGCUUCGUUCGUUCAUGAGCGGCGGCGAGCAAUGAGGCUGUACAUCGCGGCGGCCGCCACCGACGACGACGACGCGACGAAGCCGCCGCCGCCGCAGCAGCAGAAGCAGCUGCAGGCGGCGCGGCGAGGUUGCCGCUCCAUUGUGGUCACGGGCCUGCUGGCCGGCGUGCUCCUCUUCCGCGCCGCGCUCCUCGCCAUCGAGACCGGCGCCUCCCUCUGCCCUUCCGCCACCGGUUGCUCGGACUGGAGGGCGGGGCUCGGGCACUGGCUCUACGGCGGCGACGGAGCCGGCGACGCGACGGAGGAAUUUAUGAAGGAGUGGAAGAGAAGCCACAGGGUAGCUACCCUGCUGGACCCCGUGGUGGUGGAAGCAGCACCGGAUUCCUUGGACGAUCUCAUGGCGGAGAUGGACACCAUUCUGGCGUCCUAUGAUCGGCUUGACAUGGAAGCCGUGGUGGUCAAGAUAAUGGCCAUGCUGCUGAAGAUGGAUCGGAAGGUCAAGUCAUCAAGAAUCAAAACGCUGUUCAACCGUCACCUGGCCUCGCUCGGCAUCCCCAAGAGCAUGCACUGCCUGGCGCUGCGGCUGGCCGAGGAGUUCGCGGUGAACUCCGCGGCCCGCUCCCCGGUGCCGCUGCCGCAGUACGCCCCUCGCCUCACCGACGCCUCUCGCAUCCACGUCUGCAUCGUCACCGACAACGUUCUUGCGGCCGCUGUCGCCGUGUCGUCCGCCGUCAGGGCCUCGGCCGGCCCGUCGAGGCUGGUGUUCCACGUCGUCACCGACAAGAAGAGCUACGUCCCCAUGCACUCGUGGUUCGCGCUGCACCCGGUCUCUCCGGCGGUCGUCGAGGUCAAGGGCCUGCACCAGUUCGACUGGCGCGACGGCGAUGCCAUCGCCUCCGUCAUGAGGACCAUCGACGAGGUCCAGAGGAGCUCGCUGGAUUACCACCAGCUGUGCGAUCGAUCGGUGGAGAGGGAGUACAGAAGGAUUGAGGCCACCAAGCCAAGCACGUUUUCGAUCCUCAACUAUCUCAAAAUCCAUCUCCCAGAGUUCUUCCCGGAGCUCUCCAGGGUGAUACUACUCGACGACGACGUCGUGGUGCGAAAGGAUCUGGCCGGGCUAUGGGAGCAGGACCUUGACGGGAACAUCAUGGGCGCGGUGGGCGCGCACCGACCCGGCGCAGACGGUGGCAUCUGCAUCGAGAAGACUCUCGGCGAGCACCUCAACUUCUCAGACCCUGCAGUGUCGUCGCUAGGCCUCGACGGUUCGCACUGCACCUGGUCUUGGGGCGCCACCAUCAUCGACCUCGACGCUUGGCGAGGAGCAAACGUCACCGAAACGUAUCAGCUAUGGCUGCAAAAGAAUCGCGAGUCGGGGUUCAGACUGUGGAAGGUAGGAUCGCUGCCGCCGGCACUGAUAGCGUUCGACGGCCGGGUGCGGGCGAUCGAGCCGCUGUGGCACCUGCCGGGCCUCGGCUGGCGCGUGCCCGACGACGAGCUGCUGCAGCUCUCCGCCGUCCUGCAUUUCAGCGGGCCGCGGAAGCCGUGGCUGGAGGUGGCGUUCCCGGAGCUGCGGGAGAUGUGGCUCGGGCACUUGGAUAAGUCGGACAGCUUCCUACGAGGCUGUGGCGUGGUGGAUUGAUGGCGAUGGAACAGGGAUUCAACUUCAAGCUGGAAAAGGGGAUACAAGUACAGUGAUCCGAUGCAAGAACCGGGUGCAGCGAUGGGUCUGUGAUGAGAGGGAAGUAGGUGCUGCCUUCAGCCUCUCCUGGACCUGGCUCUGCCACGUUUGCUGCUUUAAGGCCACUGAGUAGAAACUACUCAUGGCGUAUAUAUAUAACUGGGAUAUUUAUUUGGUGGUUACAACAAGGAAAUUGGCUCCACAUGAACAUGAUGAACUCACUGUAUGGAGCUAUGAUUCAUUUAAUUGACAUGAUGGACUCACUGCAAA